UUAGGGUUUUGUGUUGGCUGAAAUUCCCCUAGAUCUCAUUCUCUUCGGCUUCUAUAUAUUGCGACCUUCAUUUUUGUUUUGCGCUCGUCGCCACUUUGCAGAGAAAUUUCUUCCAACUUGAAGAUGGCGGAAGAGAGAUUGACUGGUGUGGUUCAAUGGUUCAGCGAUUCGAAAGGAUUUGGCUUCAUCAAGCCAGAUGUAGAAGGCCCGGAUCUGUUCGUGCAUCAAUCCUCGAUUAAAUCCGAUGGCUACCGGAGCCUUGUCGUCGGAGACCAUGUCGAGUUUCAGAUCGCCCCGGGCGAUGAUGGGAAAUCGAAAGCCAUCGAGGUUGUUUCCCUCGAUGGAUCUUCGGGAAACAGGAGGGAUAACUUUGGUGGUGGUGGUGGUGGAAGGGGUGGCCGCGGCGGCGGUUAUGGGUUUGGUGGCAGUGGCUGGAGAGGCGGUGAUCGGCGGAACGGGAGCAGCGGAGCUGGUGGGGCUGGGUGCUAUCACUGUGGUGAACAAGGGCAUUUGGCCAGAGACUGUACUCGUGCUAGUAACCGCGGCGGAGGCGGCGGUGGUGGGUGUUUCACUUGCGGUGAGAUUGGACACUUAGCGAGGGAUUGCCCACGAGGAAACAGCGGUGGAGGCGGCGGUGCCGGUGCUGGGGCUUGCUAUAAUUGUGGCGGUUUUGGGCACUUGGCUAGGGAUUGCAAUCGGGGUGGAGCUGGAGGCGGAAGUGGUGGUGGCGGUGGUGGUGGUUGCUUUAAUUGUGGAGAAUAUGGACAUUUGGCUAGAGAAUGCCCGAAUGAAAGCCGUAACAGUGGCGGCACUGGAAGAUUUGGCGGCGGCGGUGGCGGUGGCUCAAACACCUGCUUCAAUUGUGGGAAAUCGGGGCAUUUUGCCAGGGAGUGUCCUGAUGCACCUUGAUAAGGAGGGGGAAAAAGAGUAAUAGUAUAUAAUUUUUCCUUUUACCUCAAUAUUGUCCUUUAAUUUAUGUUCUUCUUUUGGUGUGGAUGGUGGCUAUACGUAGCUUACUUGAGAGGUUUUUAUUAUUUUUAUUCCAUGGUUGUUUCGCUCUUUUAGGGGCAAAUUUUCUGGUUCACACAUGUGGUGAUGAUUCGGUUAAAGGAKGCAUUUUUAUCCUUAUUUUCUUGUUUUA
Momordica charantia (bitter melon) is the source of this 1141-nucleotide messenger RNA. Its product is annotated as cold shock domain-containing protein 4. Gene Ontology annotation, molecular function: zinc ion binding; nucleic acid binding. NCBI's taxonomy places the organism in Eukaryota, Viridiplantae, Streptophyta, Magnoliopsida, Cucurbitales, Cucurbitaceae. The record is from RefSeq and is a predicted model, not a curated record.